AAUAGAGGUUUCUAAGAUGUAAUUCUGAACUAGGGUUUACAGAUUGUACGAAGAAGAUGCCCGGGUGACCACCGCAACCACCAACAACAACUAGUAUCAGUCACCAAUAGACGGAAGGGAUUUAAGUGACAUCACUUCUUUAAUGUAUGAUUGGGACGCAAACGAAGGAUGAGUUAGAUAGUUUUCCAGAUUUAUGUGCAUUUACCAAUUCAACCGCUCUCCUGAGUCGACAGUUAUGUUGGUCGUACUACUAGACAGCUUAGCCAACAUAUCACUGCUGAACAUCUCUGAUCGGGGUGGACAGACAAAAACAAUACAUAGCUCCAUUUUAUCACAUUUAGAUGGCGGUGGUCAUGUAGUGGAGAAAACGGAAGCUUUCAAGGCAAUUCAUCAUAUCCCACCAAAUCUUUCCAGUGGACUUCGUAUUCGUCUACUGCACGCACACACAGCUGAGGCGAUAAGCAUUCGAACUUUUAAACCUAAGCUAUGCAUUCCAAAGGAGUUUGUACAGCGAUUAUCCCUCUCUUGUUGGCCUAUUAAGACAUAACCAACUGAUGACUUCUACAUCACACCUUAUUUAUAUUUUCAACCCCUCUCUUAUCAUCCAUUAAUCUUAUCACAGCUUCAUUAAAACGUAUUUCAUUUACUUCUCUACAGUCAAUCUAGCAUUACUUAAUCGGUUCAUUUGUUUUUCUUAGCCUUUAUCGACACCUACGUCGAACAGUUGUUUAUUUGUUUAACCAUGCUGUUUUCCGUUAUUCUUGUUAUCACAGAUCGUCUCAUUUUUUCAUCCUUGUUAUUGAUAGAACCAUUAUUAUUAUUAUCGUUACUACUAUGACUAAUUGCACAAUCUAUACACUCAGUCGUAUUGACCU
Trichobilharzia regenti is the source of this 875-nucleotide messenger RNA. Lineage: Eukaryota; Metazoa; Platyhelminthes; Trematoda; Strigeidida; Schistosomatidae. The record is from the annotation of a GenBank genome assembly.